GGAUGGGCUCUGAGCACCUGAUGGAGCUGUAGGUGUCCCUGCUCAUUGCAGAGAUGUUGGACUGGUGACCUUUAGGGCUCCCUUCCAACUCAAGCAAUUCUAUUAUUCUUUGUCCUGAGGUAGCUCAUAGUACUGGGAUUGGAACUUCAGCCACUGAUGUGGGCAACAGCUGACACUCCAGAGGGGACUGUGGUUCUGUGCCAGGUUGGUGGUUGCUGCACCAGUGAGAGCAAGAACCUGGGAUAAAAACUUGUAUGCAGUCUUUGCGUUGGAGUUUGCUCUUUUCUUGAGCAAAUUAGGAAGGCUAUGUAGCUAUUACAACAUGGAUUGCAGGAGGGAACAAAGCAGUGUUUAUGAAAAGCUGAUGUGCAUUUCAGAGGCUGAUUUGCAACAAGUGAAAGGAAAUACUAAAGUUUUCUAGGCAUCUUGAUGGUCUGUAAUGCGGUGCACAGUGACACAGCAAAUAUUUUGUUUCUUUUCAUUUACACUUUCAUGUGUUAAAGAGCUUGCAGAUCAGAAUUGUUAUUAGCACGGUUUUGAGAAAAGCUACUUUUGUUAGCCAAGGCUGUGAUCCUCCAUCACUUCCAGCUUGGUGAGAUCUGAGUGAAAGCUCAGCCCAGGAAAGGGCUGUCAGUCAAUGAGUUGUUCAGCAAGGUGACCUUUUGCUCCUUCUGUAAGAUCACUGUGGCCACCACAGCCAUAUCUUUUUUAUUCAGUUUGGACAGUGACCCACCAGAAGGCCACUGGUGUUGGUAGGCGCUGUGCAGCACAGACAGCUGCUUGCUCCAGGUAAUUCUGCUAGCAGGGACUGUCAGGAUUGCAGCCAAGAGAGGAGGGGUUGUGAAAUGUCUAUUAGUAGGGGUGAUAGAAAUGGUUGUGUGUCAUUAUAGGGCAUCCGUCUUUCCAUCUCUGCUGACUGAACAGAGACAGAGCAGUUUCUCAUUUUUAUUUAUGCUCAUGCAGAACUGAGUGGGGCAUGGCUUACUGUGAUGGAUCGAGGCUAGCAGGAAGAGGCUGAUAAGGGCACACCUAAAGGUGCAGGUUGGGCAGGUGCUGGAAGAACCUGCUAAUCUGGUCAGCAGCAGGGCACCAUAUAUGCAAAAUAUAUAUAUCUAUUUUAUUACAAGGGAACAAGCAUAGGUAACAGUGAUUGAAACAUCUUGUGGGUGUCAUUUGUGAGUAAACAAAGAAUUGUUAGGGACACUUUCAGUGUGAGACUUUUCUUGUCUGCUGUGUUGAAAUGGAACUGUUUGUUGUUGUUUUUUUUUCUAAAACAAGCAUAUUUAAAAUUAGAAACAUCAUUUGGCACAAACAUUCCUGAGAUUCCUAUUUGCUCUGUAAACAUAUGUUUUUUUCUUUUUCAGUGACUCUCAGCAACCCUGCAGAAAAAGUGGCCUAUCUUAUAAUAUUCCAUAUUCUCUUUGUGCUCUUUGUGUGGACAUAUUGGAAGUCUAUUUUUACUCUCCCGGUUCAGCCAGGCAAAAAGUACCACAUGUCCUACGCUGACAAAGAACGCUAUGAAAAUGAAGAAAGGCCUGAGGUGCAGAGGCAAAUUCUUGCUGAAAUUGCGAGGAAGCUGCCAGUGUACACGAGAACGGGGAGCGGAGGUAUUCGAUUCUGUGAUAGAUGCCAGCUAAUAAAACCAGAUCGUUGCCACCAUUGUUCUGUUUGUGCUAUGUGUGUCUUAAAAAUGGAUCAUCACUGCCCAUGGGUGAAUAACUGCAUUGGAUUCUCUAACUACAAAUUCUUUCUACUCUUCUUAGCCUAUUCUUUGUUGUAUUGCUUGUAUAUUGCUGCAACAGUCUUCAAGUAUUUCAUUAAGUAUUGGACAGGCGAACUGACUAAUGGACGUUCCAAAUUUCAUAUCCUUUUCCUUCUCUUUCUGGCGGUUAUGUUCUUUGUUAGCCUCAUGUUUCUGUUUGGCUACCAUUGCUGGCUCGUCAGUAGGAACAGAUCUACUUUAGAGGCUUUCUCAACACCAGUAUUUCAGAAUGGCCCAGAUAAAAAUGGAUUCAAUCUUGGCUUUGUAAAGAAUCUUCAGCAAGUGUUUGGAGAAGAAAAAAAGCUGUGGUUACUACCUAUUGCCUCCAGCCAGGGUGAUGGACAUUUUUUUCCAAUGAGAGCUUUGUGUGAAGCUCAGAAUCCUCUUCUAUCAAACGAAGAGCAGUGGGAAGAUGACGGAAUAGAUGAGGAGCCUCAUGAUUCUGGUGAAGCUGCAUCCCUUGCCAUAGAAAGGGAGACAUAGCGGUUUGAAAAUGGCAGCAGUAGAAAGCUUGUUCAGAAAGCUUCCCUCUCAGGAGUCAACAUCCCUUCUCUCUGCAUGGACUUCAGUUUUGAGAGGCAGAAGUGGAUCUUCAAGAUGUAAAAGCAUCUAGAAGUAUCAUUUGAUUGGAAUCUGCAUUCUAGAGUGCUUCUCCAGAAAUCCUGCUAUCCAGAUGUUUCAAGGCUUUAUAAGUUUAAGUUAUGGAGUGAACAGAACAGUUUUACAGAGUGACUCUGGCCAAUCUUCUUUGGCCUGCUCUCUUUAUUUUAUAAAUAAUAUAUAUUUUUAUUCAAAAUAAGUUAAAAAAAAAAAUAUUGAUGCGAGUGCGUUUCCAAAGGCCUUUUCGUUUUGCAAGCAUCAGGGACUUGAUUUCUGAAAAUUCUUCCAAGCCAUAAUAUUCUUGGGGAUGGUAUUUACACUGAGACUGAUGCUCUAACCUCCUCAGCCAGGUGGCGUUUUCUAAUAUGUUUAAAGUUCCACUCAGUGAGAUACAGAUUCACUUAAAUUUGGCACUAAAUUGAUAGUUGAUACAUUUGUGUUGAAAGAAAAAGCACUGAGCGUGUAUAUAUACAUGUGCAGCUGUGUAUGAAAACAGAACAAUCACGUUGCCAGUAUCAAGAUUCAAGAAUAUUGUGGCCACAGAUGCUUUUUUUUCUGGGGCAGUGUAAAUAUCUUACAGUUUGAGUUACAGUGCCCCUCAAUCCUACUUAGAGUUACCUAAAGUGCAAACAGGAAUUUUAGGCAGCACAAUGUGCAUUAAUUCCUAGGGCUAAAAGGACAGUGUUUGCAUGGUAAUUAGAGCAUUAUCAACUCAUCCCCGGGCCCGUGUUCCAUGGAAAAUCUUCUUUGUAAAGUCAGAAAGGAAGAUGCAGAUUUGAAGCACACGAGUUGGAAAUGUGUGCUGAAUGUUUAGCUCCCACAGUCACGCUUGGAGUGUCCAUUCCACAAAGGUGAUUUCAGCCCCAUAUCACUGAAGGGACUUUUGAUGUACUGAAUUAUCUCAUACUUCUUCCUCAGUAGAUGUAUUGACUGAUAUUUAAAAGGUUUUUAAGCACCAAGAGGUGAUUAGAUUCUUUAUUUUGCUCCAUUUGCAAUUAGAGGAAUGUAUUGUUAUUCUUACUGUGUGGAAUGGAACUGAGAAUUUGCUGGCAGGAUUAUAUGUAUUUUUCUAGAUCCAAGUCACUAUUUUAUCUGCAUGAUUCAGAGCUGGCAACUCCAUCUCUCGUGUUUGAACGAGGUGCAUGUUUGCUGAAUUGGUAUACUACUUUUAAGAUCGUUUGUUAGCAUUUUCUAUCCUCGUUUUCUGUUUGUUCAUCAGCCCCUCUAUGUCUGCUUUAACUACAGAAGCAGUUGUCAUGAGAAAUCAUCUGAUUUAAGUAUCUGUUGGUGACAAAGGCCUUGGCUGCAGAUUAAGACUCUUCUCUGUUUCCUCUGUCGUGCUACCAGUGGAAGUAUGUCAGUGACACAGAAGAGACGUGUGGAGAUGUUUUGUUGAUGAGUAGACGUUUAACUGCAGGAUAUAAACCGUGCCCUUUGGACAUGGUGGUUUAUGCAUCAGACUGUACUUAGGAGUAGCACAGGCAGUAGACUCAGCAAAACGUGCUACUGCUGAGGCUUAGUUCUCAGAAAUUAGAGUGAGUUCUCCCUGUCUAACUUAUUCUCCUUUCUCUUCAGAGUUCUAUGGAACGCUCUUGGAGUGUUCCUACUUUGGCUGCUUUGGUUGGGUGGCUCUGUCACCAGGUGGCUCUUGACCACUGAAACUAUUUUUCUUGUUAAAUCUCAACCUGCAUUUCUCGUGAAUGAAUCUCGUGCUCAGUUUUAAGCUGUAAAAGGCAGCACUAGAAUUGAUCACAUCGUUUCUGGUAAAAUGUAUUCUGGAGGUGGAUCAUGAGAAGGAGAUGCCAGUUAUUUGCUGUAGGAAGUGCGUAGGGAAUUAGCACCAUUACUUGUGUAUUUGUGCCUUUAAAACUCUAAGUUCCUUGUAUAUAAAAGCAGGAGGGUAAAUUGCUGACUGUUCCAUUCUGCCAGCUGAAGUGUGUUUUUCAGAUAGGAAUAUCAAAGCUGUGUGAAGCUGUGUGGAUUUACAAGGGUUUUCUGAGCAAGAUCUUGUGUCCUUUUGGGGUUUGGUUCUGUUCACAGCCAUGUCAUUAUUUUAAUGCUGUUUCUCUGCCAAGCAAAGCAUCAGAAGAGCUACCUAAAAGAACUGCAGGCUGCAUCCCCACUUAUUGUCUAGAUGCACACUGUUCAUUAAUUAGUAAGUAAAAUCCACUUUUGUCUCGUGGUUAUUAUUAGAACAGAUAAAUUUAUGAUAAUGCAGCUAUCCAGUUCAGAUUUAGAAGCAGCUUUAAAAGUUUCUAACUACUUAAAUGAUGCUUUGGCAUCUGUCUCUAUCUUAUUCUUAUUAAAUAGAAUUGCUCAUAGUUAGUUAUGGCAAAUUCUCCUUUUUCUUAAAAGCAGCUCAGAUGCACAAACACUCAUGCAGGUAAAAGUGAUAAACAGUGUGGUGACUCAGAGCCACUCCAGUAUCUGCACCAGUCAGGUUUUUGAAUGUUUCAGGAUGGAAUGUGAAACUGAAGGAGAAAAAACCCUGGUGUGUCUGAGUGACUGAACAAACUCCAUUUUGUUCUCUUCUGCUUAAUUGAAAGAGAUAUACUUACUCUCUGCUAAUUGCAUUGUGUGUGCUGAAUUCCAGGGCAGUCAGUGCUGUGCUUUAACCUGGCAGCAGCUCAGCACCACAGAGCCACUCGCUCACACCCUCCCAGUGGGAUGGGGACAGAAUUGCAAGAAAAACCAACCGAACAAAAAACAACAAAAAAACAAAGGAGAACUCAUGGGUUGAGAUACAAAUUAUAUAUACUAAGAAAAGAAAGAGGAAAAAAGCAUGAUAGUAAUGAUAAUUAUAUAUCAUCAGCCUCUGAGCAGCAGCUGCCCACUCAGCCGAUUCCCAAUUUUUCAAGGUUUUUUUCCACAUGAUGCUAUAUGAUAUGGAAUAUCCAUUUGGCUACUUGAGAUCAGCUGUCACGGUUCUGUCCCCUCGCUGUCAGGACAGUUCGAGAAGUAGAGAAACUGGAAGGUCCUUAGCUCUAUGCAACAGUGCUCAGCAGCAACUAAACAUCAGUGUUCUAUCAGCAUUGCUUUUCUCCUAAAGCCAAACACUGCAUCGUGGCAGACACUACGAAGGAAAAGUCAGCUCUGUCCCCACUGAUAGCAGAACAGUUGGGCAGGCUCCUCUGCCUCCCAAGGUCAAAGCUGAUGCAGAAAGCUGCAGUGAGAAGUCUGGGAGGUGUUCACCAAAGCUGUAAGUGAACAGCUGGAUCCCUGGGGGAAAAGCUGUUUUUCCAGGUACAGCUGCUGAGAUCUGUUUGCUCCAUGCAUUAUUGCAGCUGAUGCUUCAAACGUCACUGCAGAUGACCUAAUAAGGAGAACACUGUUUUUUUCACUUGACAUUUUUGGCCUUUAAGAAACCUGUUAGUUAGAGAUCUGGGCAGCAUAAAAGCAGUGAUUUUGACUGCAUCUCCUGCUACCUAUGACUUUAAAGCUGGGUUCCUAUUUAGUUUAUUAUUUAGCUUUGUUUUCUUAGAUUCUGUACUAAAGUUGCAUACAAAGAAUGUAGUAUAUGCAGGUUCUGCCAGGUCUGCUGGGAAAGAAAUGCUUCAGGCUGUCUGCAGGCACUGCUGCAGGUAAUAGAACAGCUGAAGCAUUCAGCUGAGUGCACGUUAGUUUUUUUAACAUGCACAUACCUCUUUGAUGGGUAAAAUGCAUUUCCACUUUCACUGGUAUGCGGGCUCGGUCUGUGUGAUACACUGUGGAAGAGGUCCGAAGUAACUUCUGUCCUCAGUGGAUAUCAGACUGCCAGGAAUUGUAGAAGCAUCUGUCUGUGGAGAACAAUUUCGCUGGCCUAGCUUCAUGUAGCCAAGGGAAAUGGGAGUGCACUCUGUGUUGCCAGCAGGCUGCAGGCACAGCAGUGCUUGGUGCACGUCAGGCUUUGGGCUGCCUGCUGCGCUGCCUGCCGGUACUGUCUGCAUUGCUUGGUGGGAAUGUGGGAGCUGGAAUACAGCCACCAGAAGUUGUAAUUCCACCAGCCGUCAUCAGCUAGCAAUGUGAGUGGCUGGAGUGAGAUCCCAUGUCUCAGUAUCAUGCACAUGGAGUGUCUCUGAAGGUGUUGAACACCACAGUGAGCUUUGUAGGCUUCAAUCAGAGCACAAUAGUGUGAGAAUUCAGCCUGUGGAUGGCAUACCUUGCCUCUGGCCUUUCGUGGUCUCUAUUUAAGCAUUUUACAAAUGCUUCCUAUAAUGGUGGUGUGAGAGCAUUUCCAAGUGGAUGCCAUCGUGUGAAAGAAAGAAUUCUCUUGCUGGAUUGUACUGUCGUACCUGCUGCCCUGUCUUAUCCCUGUUCUCUUAGGCUAACACUCCAAAAUAAUUCACUACUAACAACCACCUCCUCACCUCUCCCGUUUCUCCCAUUUACAUUCAGGUAGGCUAUACUCUUAGAGAAGGCAUCAUAUUGAUGCCUCUGCGCAUUGUAUUGUGCAAAGUCCUAUCUUUGGUUGGUGAGUGCUGUCCAAGGAAUUAGGACUGUAGUAAGCAUCACUGCACCUUUUUUCUCUUGCUGAAUCGGAACAGUGUUUUUAGAGUAGAAGAUGAUUGUAUUCCUCUUAAUAAGGAGUAGUACUGUAUGUUUAGUAGGCUGUACUAGUGCAUGUAGUGCACUGUAGCUGAUGGGGCCCGGGAAGCUUUUUAAUAGCACUACAGCAAUGAAUGUUUACUUCCUGCAACGAGCCAGAAAUGUGAUUCAGCAAAAUCUGUAAGAGCUGUAGUUUUUAUAUUCUGUAUGCUGGACAGAAAGCACAACUUAGUAGUUAGUUAGUUACAAGUUAGUUACAAAACUUAAUGUGUAAACUCUGUAACAUAAUAUGAAUGUAAAAUGUCAGGGAAAAGUAGAAACUAACCUUUUCUUCCCUGUAGUUAGAUAUAAAGGAAGAUGCGUUGCAAUGCUUUCAGGGACCAGCUGCCUCCGAUGCAGUCGAUAAGCCAGCAGCACAGAUUUGCUGUUUGCAUAGCUGGCUCAAUCAUGAGAGUGUUGAAUUAGCAGGCUAAGGAGGUACUGUUGAUGUUGUUUAAUAAGCCAGAAUUAAUUAACUCAGAGUCACAUUUUCAUUUCCGUGACUCUUUUGGUACAAAGUUUCAAAAUUGAUCCAUACUACUUGAAAAUAGCUUGAUUUUAUUGAUAUUUUUCCAAUUCUGUCAGCUUCUGUUUUGUUACAGAGCACUUGUUCCAAGCCAUCAAUUAAAGCAUCUCCAUGGUAGAGUGGCUUUUUCAUUAAAAUAACGGCCUGUCAAACAGUUGGGCUGUGAUGUGCAUGUCCAGGCUGUGGCAUUAUGAUGUACCCUUCCUGCUUAAUGCUUAUUUCCUUUUCUGGUAAUUAACAUUGAGAAUCGUGCCUGCCCUUAGUUUUGUUCUUGCUCUACUUUUCCUCUUUUCUCUUUUGCUCUUCCUCCUGAAUAUGGAGUUGCAAUAUCUCAGCUGUUCAUGCGGUUUUGUUUGGAUACUAACAAGGGGAGUAGGUGUCACUUUAAACAGCUGGGCCAUGUAUUUUAUUUGUAAUAAUCUUCAUGUUUGUCAGGGACUGAUUUGUGAUUCCUUUUGUUCAGCUUGCUUUGCUCAGAGCAACUUUCUGCACUGCUUUGCUGUUUCCUAAAAAUCUUUGUUUUCUAGCUUCAGUUUGAAUUGUAAACCAUGUGAAGUAAAAUGUAAGUUUACUUUUCAAGUAUGAGCACAUAAGCUGGUUAUGCCUUCAUGCUGCUUGAAAUAUGUAUUUUUUCUGCAUAAGGUUUUAAGAUUUACAGCAGUAUUUGCUAAAGCUUUAGUGAAUAACAAGCACUGUUUUAUUAAAAAA
This is a messenger RNA of Meleagris gallopavo (turkey), 8159 nucleotides long. Lineage: Eukaryota; Metazoa; Chordata; Aves; Galliformes; Phasianidae. The record is from RefSeq and is a predicted model, not a curated record.